AUGCCCACGCAGAGCCAGUACUUUGGCUACUCUGUCACCAACAUUGGCCCUCUGACCACGGCAUUCACGCCUGCGCCCUCAUGCGCAACCGCCACUCCUCACGUCUACAUCGAGACACAGCUAGGCGAGACCAGAGGACUGUACGGAUAUCCUAGUUGCGCGCCGCCCAAGUACGAGGGCUGUCUUCCCGGUGGCAAGGAGUUGGACCGACUGAAUCGCGAGUUAUCAGCAAACCCGCAUAAUGGCAACCUCGUCUACCACUCUCCCGGACUGAGGUGUCCCUCUGGAUGGAAGAAGGUGGGCUCUAUUCACGGCGGCACAAAGACACCAUCGAAGCCGUCUGGUGUAUUUACUGGAAUUACGACGGCGACGGGCUCGGGUGGAAAUCCUCGGCCUAUUCCCAGGUUGGAGGCGUAUGCACAGGUUCUAGGUCCAUCUGAGACCAUGGUGUGGUGUUGUCCCAAGGGUUUCGUUGCAAAUAAUGACGCAGCUUGCACAUCUGACUUGGGUCCUCUAUCGUCGUUUACCUACUCACAACAUUGUGAUGUCUACUUACCGAGCGAGGAUCUGUUGACGGUAACCUCUUACCAGGGCACCAUCCUGAGCAGUCCCUUGAUUGUGGUUACUGCCGCGACAACAGGCAUCAGCUCGUCUACCUAUUCCAUAGCGCCGUCUGAAACGUCUGGCCUUGUGGUAGUGAGUAACAUUCCGGUCGUGGCAUUGGUGUACCGACCAGAGGACAGGAAGGGCGAACCCAACUCGACUGCUAUUCCGGAGGUUGACGACAAUGCAUCAGUGGCAUUAAAGCCGAAUUUGCUGUCGGCUGUGUUGGGAACAGUACUAGCAGCGUGGGCCAUUGCGAGCAAUUUUUAA
This is a messenger RNA of Pochonia chlamydosporia 170, 873 nucleotides long. RefSeq lists its product as hypothetical. The coding region runs from base 1 to 873 and encodes 290 amino acids. NCBI's taxonomy places the organism in Eukaryota, Fungi, Ascomycota, Sordariomycetes, Hypocreales, Clavicipitaceae. The record is from RefSeq and is a predicted model, not a curated record. The transcript is spliced from 2 exons.